Molecule: messenger RNA, 1204 nt
Organism: Aspergillus ochraceoroseus IBT 24754
Lineage: Eukaryota; Fungi; Ascomycota; Eurotiomycetes; Eurotiales; Aspergillaceae
Product: putative haloacid dehalogenase-like hydrolase
Exons: 5
Coding region: 120-848 (242 amino acids)
Source: RefSeq, a predicted model, not a curated record
CUCUCCUACACUUAACUACCUCUCCUUUCAUCUCUCAACCUUCAUCUCUUCGCAGAUACAUCUACAUAAUUCCCUUCAAGGUGGCUCUAAGAACGAAUUCUAUCCCCCUCUCCCGCCUCAUGUCCUCCCUUCGAGACUACGCGCUCCGUCAACGCCGGUUCGCACCCAUCAAUGGAACGACGAGUCAAUCAUCCGAAGCUCCCCAACUAAAGGGAAUUGUAUUCGACGUUGACGGCACACUAUGCCUACCUCAAAACUACAUGUUUGCGGAGAUGCGUGCGGCGUUAGGGAUCGAUAAAUCAGUCGAUAUCCUCCACCACAUCCGUGGCCUCCCCACAGCUGAGGCUCAGAUGGCAGCCAGCGACAAGAUCAAGGCAGUCGAGGGCGAAGCUAUGCGCCACCAGCAGCCGCAGCCGGGACUAGUAGAGUUGAUGGACUAUCUACAGUCGCGCGGGAUUAAGAGGGCACUAUGUACCAGGAAUUUCGAAACGCCUGUGAGACACUUGCUCGAGAACCAUCUUCCGGCACAUGUCUUUCUCCCAAUUAUCACGAGGGAAACGCCAGGUUUGCUCCCUAAACCUGAUCCAGCCGGUAUCUUGCAUAUCGCGAGUGAAUGGGGACUUGGGAAUCGGGGUGACAAUUUAAUUAUGGUUGGUGACAGCAUUGAUGAUAUGACCGCUGGCCACACUGCGGGCGCAGCUACUGUGUUGCUGCUGAAUGAGCAUAACAGCCACCUUAAGGACCAUAUGCAUACUGACAUGUCUAUUGAGAGAUUAGACGAUCUCAUCGAUAUCCUAGAAAAUGGAUUCGUGGGGCAUAAUACCCGGUCCGAAAUCCCCCCCAAUUGAUCAAUAAGUAUAGGGUUGAGAACUCAUGAAUUUUUGGGAAUGUAUGUAUAUAAGUAGCCCUGAGCAAUAGACCAAGGUCACCUGUGGUUGCAUAAUCCAAGGGCAUGGCAUGUUCAAAUAAUCUAUAGACGACUUGCGGACUCGGAUACAGCUCAAAUCAUUUCUCUCGUAGGUAAUCAAAUGGAACAUCAGAUAAACUUCAACCGCCUACCAAGAGACAUCAUAAACCAAGCGCCGACCAUCCACGGGUAUUUAAAAAUAUGGUACAUGUAGGAAGGCACACACACACACACACACACACACUACCGGCCUGCGGCUCAUUAGUAUCGUCACUCUUUUUUUUUUUUUUUUUUUUU